CGUUUGGCGUACGCUGAGCAUCUGUAUAAACUUUUUUCCCCAUUUCUGUAAUUCCCUACAAGGGUAUAAAGACAACAUGGGGAAGGGUUUUAAUAAUUACAUGACCAAGAAGUUCUUCCAUCCUUCCAGUAAAGACAACAUUAAACGAGUAUGGAUGGCUCAACAAAAAGCAGAAUUUGAUCAGAAAAAGGAAGAUGAAAUGGUGGCACAGUACCGGAAAGAACAGGAUGUUUAUGAAAACAGAGCCUUGUUGGGAGACGAGAAAGCCAAGAUGGGUCUCAGCUUCAUGUAUGACGCCCCUCCAGGUCUCAAGAAGGAAAAAGAGAGAGAUGAAGGAGAACAGGAGGUGAAGUUCGAGUGGCAGAGGAAAUAUAACGCUCCCAGAGAACAGUACGCCAAGAAUGAUGAGACAAUCCUGGACCAGCCGUUUGGUAUCGAGGUCCGCAAUGUUCGGUGUAUCAAGUGCCGGAAGUGGGGCCACGUAAACACAGACAGAAUCUGUCCGCUGUUUGGGAAAGACCUAACAGCAGAACCUGAACAACCCAAGACAAGUGCCUAUUCCCUGCUGGAGUCCAUGAGAGACGAUGGCUUCACCCUCAAACAGUCCCUGCUUGGGAAGCUGUCAGAUCCAAAGGCAGCUAAUGAGCAAAUGUUAAAUGAUGAAGACAAGGAUGACCCUGAGGUCCAAUUCCUGAAGUCCCUGUCCUCAAAACAGAAGAAAAAGCUCCUCAAAAAGCUGAGUAAACUCCAGCAGAAUCAGGCACCAGAGGGCAAGGUUGAAAAGAAGAAGAAAAAGAAAAAGAAGAACAAGAAAAAGUCAGGAAAGAAAAGCAAAAAGAGAGACAGUUCCGAUGAAAGUGACAGCUCUGAUGAAGAAAGCCCUCCCAAGAAACUUAAAAGGAAAAGACCACAGUCAGAUUCAGAUAACUCGGAUGACAUUGAGAGAGCUCCGAGAAAAAAUGGAGGAAUUGGUAGCAAAUCUAGUAUUAGAAAGCAAGACUUGAAAAAUGGAGAGAGGGACAGAGAAAGAAGAGGAGAUACGAGCAGAAAUGAUGACAGAAGAGAUGGUCGAAUAGAUAGAAGUGAUCAAAUAGAUGGAAAUGGUCAAAGAUAUGAUGGGAGGAGAGAUAGCAGAAGGGAUAGACAUGGGUCGGAUGAAAGAGACAGAGGGAAUGAGAUAAGAAAGGAUGACAGAAGAAGAGGAAGAAGUAGAUCCAGAGAUGGAGAUAAUGGAAACAUUCAGAUAUACAAUGAGAGUGGAGGAAAAGUUGAUAAAAGUGGAUCAAGGGAUAGACAGUGUAAAGACACAAGUGAUGAUAGAGGUAGAAGAGGUAGAGAUGAAGCUGUAAGAUAUAGAAGUGGGUCUGGAGACAGAAAGAGGGACAGACAAAGGGGAAGAGAUGAUAGAAGGAGAUCUGGGAGUCGAGAUAGAAGUGGAAGAAGGGAAAUUAAAAAAGAAAGGGAAAGUAGAAGUCCAAGGGGGAGAGAUGAUAGAAGGAGGUCUGAGAGUCGAGAUAGAAAUGGAAGAAGGGAAAUUAAAAAAGAAAGGGAAAGUAGAAGUCCAAGGGGGAGAGAUGAUAGAAGGAGGUCUGGGAGUCUAGAUAGAAGUGGAAGAAGGGAAAUUAAAAAAGAAAGGGAAAGUAGAAGUCCAAGGGGGAGAGAUGACAGAAGAGAGCGGCAAAGGGACAGUCCAAAAAGUGAAGAAAGAGAAAUUAAGAGAUAUAUCAAGCAGGAGAGAAGAGAUUCAUGGGAUGGAAAAUCGGAUGAAAUGGCAAGAGAAGAUAAAGGUUGGACUAGUGGGAAAAUCGAGCGAAGAAGAAAUGACAGUAGUGAUAGCUGUUCGGAAUCUGAUUCAGAAUCGGAUGGAAGUCCACAAAAAAGUAGAAAAAAAUCUCAAGGGAACAAUUUAAGAAAUAGAAGAGAACGAUCCGUUUCAGAUGAGAAUUUGAAACGUAAUAGCAAAGGAAGAAAUCGUAGGUCUGGUUCAUAUGAUAGAAAUUAUCAGAGACAAAAACAAAACAGAAAAAGUGAUUCAAACUCGGACAGUAGCAGUGAUAGUGAUAGUUCUGAUGAUGAACCGAGAAUGUCCAAAAGCAAGGCUUCACACGAUAAAAGAGAAUCAGGAAGAAAUAGGGGAAGAAAAAGGGAAGAUGGUAGAAGAUCACAUGAUCAAAAGAAACGGAGGUCGUACUCCAGCGACUCUAGUUCUUAAUUAAGAAUAUUCUUGCAUGAAGAUGGCAGAUUACUAGAACAUGAAUAGUUCGUGCGUAAAAAUGUCAGGAAUCUGACAUUUUAGAAAAAUGUUUCAGUGGAAUGUAGAUAAAUGUUUUGUAAUAUAUUUGAAUUUUGAAAUGUCUUGUACGUUCUAUGUACAUACAUGUUAUGAUGUGUAUAUAUUAAUGAUGUCCAUUGUUUGGGCAUAAGCACAAUAACAUUACUAUUUGUACUAAAAUAAUUGAAUUUGAAAUUUAUCUUUAUGUCUUAAUAUCUUAGUCUUCAGUUACAGAUGUGUUUACAACUAUUACUAUUAAUUAUGACCACAUCUUUUACUGAAGUAUUUUUUCUUCAAAGAUGCAUGUAUUAUUUCGAUAUUUCUUAAUGCAAAAGAAUCAUAUUUUUUGUCAUUGACAUAUUUAAAUAGCAAUUGUUACAAUGUUCCCCAUUAUAUAAUGUAGACUAUUUGGUCAAAUUUGUAGAAUUUAAUGGGAAAAAAAAUGUACAGGCUAAAAGCUCUUGUGUUAUUUGAUAUCAUGCAGUGCUAUCAGUAUUGAAAGUAGUUAACAACACAAUAUAUUUACACCUCAACUUUCAUCCCUUAAUAAAUUGAAUGUUGGCCCUUGCAUGUACCCCAUAAAGGCGCAUUCAAUGCACAUCAAAGGUGCCCUUACUGCCCUUUUCAAAUUCUGGUUUAAUUCUUAUGUAAAUACAAUGGAGAUAUGAUAUAAAAGGUAACAUAUUAUUUGAUGAUUAUUAUAAAACGAAAGAAUCAUUCUGGAAUAAUAAAAUGUGAAAUGUA
Molecule: messenger RNA, 3016 nt
Organism: Mya arenaria
Lineage: Eukaryota; Metazoa; Mollusca; Bivalvia; Myida; Myidae
Product: corepressor interacting with RBPJ 1-like
Exons: 10
Coding region: 77-2212 (711 amino acids)
Biological process (GO): negative regulation of DNA-templated transcription
Cellular component (GO): nucleus
Molecular function (GO): transcription corepressor activity
Source: RefSeq, a predicted model, not a curated record